Messenger RNA from Didymella exigua CBS 183.55, 630 nucleotides. RefSeq lists its product as uncharacterized. The record is from RefSeq and is a predicted model, not a curated record. The transcript has a single exon. Bases 81 to 560 code for a protein of 159 amino acids. Lineage: Eukaryota; Fungi; Ascomycota; Dothideomycetes; Pleosporales; Didymellaceae.
AUAACAGAUGUCCUUUCCCAGCCACAUUGCCGACGCUACUUAGAGCCGGUCCCAUUUGCUGCAGCAGAGCCAUUAUUUACAUGCAUAUACCUGUUUCUACAUGUCACACCUUGAUCGCUAGCUUUCGAAGUCCGUCAAAAUCCGUUUUUCUUGUCUGGAAGGCUUGGGGCUGGCUAGCUCUUCAGCUUCGUCCUCCUCCAGCCUUGAAAUGGGAAAUUGUGUCCGCUGUAGGACGUCCCGGAACUCCCGUCCCUCGGACUCGGCACAUCACCGAACGACAGGCGCACCUGUCAGAGUCAACACACGUCAUCUCGACCAGCAGACAAGCGACUCGCCUCGCAGUCAACGUGCGACGUUCUUUUGAACCUGUGGUAUUCUGGCAAGUCCUGCACUCCGCCGGCACCUCCACAGAGUCCACACAUGAUGACGUCCCUCAGUCUUGGAACCCAAGCAUUACCACCUUGGGAAUGUAUCGCGGCGAAGCCCUUGAUCACAUUCGUUCAUACUACAUUGCCACUGAGGGGUACAAAUCGGCUUCAUUCCUUUCAAAUGCCAUCUGACCGAUGUUUCGAACCGGCAUUCUCAAGCUGAUUUAUUCGCGAAAUCGCUGACUUUCGCGCUCUGAUCCGU